AUGUCAGAAUCUACAACACAGAAAUCACAACAAUCAAGAAGGCCAAGAGGCGGGUUUAGAAAUCAAUCCAAAAGAUUUAAUAAUAACCCAUCCUCAUCUUCAUCUUCAUCAAAAUAUUCAGAUGAAAUCAAAUCAAAAUUAUCUCCAUUGAAUGAGUUAUUCCCAGAUUGGUCAAAUGAAGAUUUGGUAGAUUUAAUUAAUGAAUUUGAUGUAUUGGAAGUUAUUAUUGAAAAAAUUACAACAGGUGCAGUUAGUAAAUGGGAUGAAGUUAAAAAACCAACUAAAAAGGAAAAACAAGUUGUUUCUGAUGAGCCAAAACAUAUAAUAAACAAAGAAAAUGGAAGUCAUCCAAAGAAGGAAUUUAAACAAAGAAGUGCCACAACUCCAAAAGAGAAAGGUUUAAAGAAAACUAGUGCACCAAAAUCAACUAAACCAACUAGUGCACCAGCUAAUGCUUCAUCUGGUAAACCUUCUUCAUCUUCUUGGGCCGCUGCUUUAGCUAAUUCAGAUCCAAAGGCAAAAGCUUCAAAACAACAAGAACAACCUCAAGAAUCUACUCAAGAAUCUCAACAAUCUGAAGAACAAGAACCACAACAACAACAACCAGAAAAAGUGGAAGAAGAAGUUAAACAAGAACAACCAAAAGAAGAACAAAAGGAAACUCCAAAAGAAGUUAAAAAACCUGCACAAACUCCAGCAACUAGUAAUAAAUCUUGGGCUGCCAUCGCAGCUCCACCAGCUCCAAAGAAGAAACAAACUCCAAAACCAAAACCUCAAGCUCAACCUCAAGCUGCUCCAGCCGUUGUGGAACAACCUGAACAAAAAGAUGUUGAAAAAGUUGUUGAAGUUACAAAAGGUGUUGAAACCGUUUCUGUUGAAGAUAAACAAGAAUCAAAACCUGAAGUUGCUCCAACUGCUGUCCCAGCUGUUGAAGAACAAGAACAACAAGCUGCCCCAGCUUCAAUUCCAAAACAACAAGAAGUUUCUGCUGAAAUCCCAGUUACUGAACAACCUCAACAAAAAACUCAAAGAAGAUUACAACAAGAUGCUCCAGUUGUUUUACCAAGCUCUGCUAACCAAGUUGGUAAUGUUGGCGGUAUUUCAUUUGGUUCUUCAUUAUUACAAGAAGAUGAAAAACCUGCUCAACAACAACAACAACAACAACAAUCUGCUCAACCUCAGCAACAACAACAACGUCAAUAUAACAACUUGUACAAUAACCAACAACAACAACAACAAUUACCUCGUCAAUAUCAACAAGCUCAACAACAACAAAACAACUUGUAUCAACAACAAUAUCAACAACAACAACCUCAAGCUCAAGCUCAACAACAACAACAACCUCAAUCACAACAAGCUGGUCAACAACAACAACCUCCAAAAGGUGCUUAUGAUCAAUACUAUGCUGGUUAUCAAUCUCAUUUACCAGGUUACAACUAUGGUGGUUUAGAUUAUCAAUAUGAUCGUAACUCAUUAUACAACCAACAAAGAUCUGCUGGUGGUUCAGGUUCUUAUGAUCAAUCAUCUGCUGCUUCUGCUCAACAACAAGCUUCAGCCGCACAACAAGCUCAAACUUCACAAUUUGGUCAUCAACAAUCACCAUAUGGUAUCCCACCACAAAUCCCAGGUACUGGUAUCCCAAUGAAUGAAUUAUCAACUGCAUCACCAGUCACUUCAUCAGUUCAACCAAACACUGCUCAACCAACAACAACUGGUCAAGCUUCAGCUGGUCAACAACCAAACGUUGCAAACAUUCCAUAUCAAACUCCAGCCUUCUUCCAAAAUAUGCCAUAUAUGUAUUAUCCACAACAAUAUGCUUAUUUCCAACAACAAGCUGCCGCUGCUCAACAACAACAAUAUCCUCCAUAUAACCAAUACACUGCUGCUCAACAACAACAACAACAACAACAACAACAACAACAGCAACAACAACCAAAAGCUUAUGGUUAUGGUGUCCCACAAGGUCAACAACAAGCUGGUCAAGCUACUGCUUCCAACCCAGCUUCUCAAGGUGGUCAAUCCGGUACUUCUGCACCAGGCUCUCAACAACAAGGUGAUGUUGAUGGUCAACAAGCUCAAGGCCAAGGUCAACCACAACAAGCUGUCCAAGGUCAAGCCCCAUAUUAUCAAGGUGUUCAACCAAGUUAUUAUGGUGCUUAUGCUAAUGCUGAUUUCUCCGCUAAUGGUAGAGGUUGGUAUUAG
Molecule: messenger RNA, 2202 nt
Organism: Hansenula anomala
Lineage: Eukaryota; Fungi; Ascomycota; Saccharomycetes; Phaffomycetales; Wickerhamomycetaceae
Gene: DEF1
Product: DNA damage-responsive RNA polymerase-degradation factor DEF1
Exons: 1
Coding region: 1-2202 (733 amino acids)
Source: RefSeq, a predicted model, not a curated record